AUGCCCGGCUUUACCCACGAACAGCCGCCCAAAGACAACCUCCAGAUCCUCGUGAAGUCCCUCACUGAGAAGCUUGGGCCGUGCUCUGGAAUUGAUUCCGACGAUGUAGAUGCCGAAGAGUUGCAGCAAUUAAUGGAAGAUUAUGUCUCAGACCGAUCCGACUGGGAGAAGUACUUCUUUCCGGCUUCCAACAUGAACUAUACGCGGAAUCUCGUUGACAAGGGCAAUGGAAAGAGCAACCUACUCAUCCUCGUCUGGUCCCCGGGAAAAGGCAGCCCAGUCCAUGAUCAUGCCAACGCCCACUGCAUCAUGAAAGUGCUCAAGGGCCGCCUCACCGAAACCCGCUACUCGUGGCCAACCAUCAACCUCAAUAACGACGAGGACCGUCCGCUCGAGAUUCUCUCUCAGAAAACCUACGAGGAGAAUCAGGUCACGUAUAUGUGUGACAAGCUCGGCUUACACCGCAUCUCUAAUCCGGAUCCCGACGAGUACGCCGUCUCCUUGCAUUUAUAUACGCCGCCGAACGCCGCAGUUUAUGGAUGCAACAUCUUCGACGAGGAGACCGGACGUUCAAAACAUCUCAAGAAGUGCACCGUGUAUUCUGAAUAUGGUCAUGAAAAAGGGGAGGGGAGGCUAUGA
This is a messenger RNA of Trematosphaeria pertusa, 639 nucleotides long. RefSeq names its product cysteine dioxygenase type I. The record is from RefSeq and is a predicted model, not a curated record. Gene Ontology annotation, molecular function: cysteine dioxygenase activity; ferrous iron binding. NCBI's taxonomy places the organism in Eukaryota, Fungi, Ascomycota, Dothideomycetes, Pleosporales, Trematosphaeriaceae. Bases 1 to 639 code for a protein of 212 amino acids. The transcript is spliced from 4 exons. Gene Ontology annotation, biological process: L-cysteine catabolic process.